AUGGCGGCAAAGACUGCAGCAGUAGACUUCGCUAGAGUAGCCAAUGCAUUAAACCUACCACAAUCAACAUUACAAUCAUUGAGUGCUUUCAGAGCUCGUAAUACAGCAGCUAGAGCAGCUCUCUCUUCAUUAAAAUCAACUAAAUCAGACAUUGAUUUUAAUCAUUAUCGUUCAGUUUUAAAAAAGAAUACGGCUGUGGUAGAUAAAUUAGAAUCAGUUUGGAAAUCGUUUGCUCCUGUUGAAUAUGACGUUUCUACUCAAAUUAAAGCUAUUGACGUUUUCGAAUCAAAGGCCGUCUCCUCGGCUACCGAAGCUUCACAAAAGAUUCAAGAAGAGUUAGCAGCCUUAGAUGUUACUCUUAAGAACAUCGAAGGAGCUCGUCCAUUCGAAGAAUUAACGCUUUCUGAUAUCGAUAAGGCUGAACCUAGAAUUGCCAAGACUGUUGAAACUAUGGUCAAGAAGGGUAAAUGGACUGUCGAAGGUUACAAUGAAAAAUUCGGUAGUCUAUCAGUCAUGUGAUUUGCGAUCAAUUAACAAAAUGUCUUCAGGUCAUCGUAGUAUCUUACAAUCUGGAGAUCUUAGAUCCUACUACAAUGUAUCUUUCAAUAUCUCAAGUGUUUUUUGA
This is a messenger RNA of Melampsora larici-populina 98AG31, 625 nucleotides long. RefSeq lists its product as uncharacterized. Lineage: Eukaryota; Fungi; Basidiomycota; Pucciniomycetes; Pucciniales; Melampsoraceae. The coding region runs from base 1 to 519 and encodes 172 amino acids. The record is from RefSeq and is a predicted model, not a curated record. Gene Ontology annotation, biological process: proton motive force-driven ATP synthesis. Gene Ontology annotation, molecular function: proton transmembrane transporter activity. The transcript is spliced from 4 exons.